AUGGACAGGUCGACCCUCAACAAGGCCACCAGCUCAGAUGACGUGCCCACCCCGGGCUAUUUGUUCACUGAGAUAGCCAAGGCCACCUUCGACGAUGUGAACGCGUGCCAGCAGCUUGCGGAUUACCUGCUCAAGAAGCUCGAGCGGGACGACCCGCUCGUGAAAGUGAAGGUUCUGCGCAUCAUCCGGCACGUCUGCGACCAGGGGAAGCCGGAGUUUCGCCGGGCAGUGCAGAAGAGGGCUGACUUGGUCAAGGCGUGCCUGCAGUACCGAGGCAAACCUGAUCCGUUGAAGGGCGACGCCCCGAACAAAGCGGUCCGGGACGAGGCCGACACCGCCGUGAAGUCCGUGUUCAGCUCCGACAGCAACACGAACGCGUACGGCAUGGCCCAGGGGGCCGGGCCGAAGAUGCAGGGCUUCGGCAGCGACUCAGCUGAUGGUGGCGCAGGCUGUGAUCGCGCCCCUUUUUCUUCGAUAUUGGCUGGCAUGCCGCUCGAAGUCUGCUUGUGCAUAGCCCAUUCACGUGUAUGA
Messenger RNA from Prorocentrum cordatum, 531 nucleotides. The record is from the annotation of a GenBank genome assembly. NCBI's taxonomy places the organism in Eukaryota, Dinophyceae, Prorocentrales, Prorocentraceae.